Molecule: messenger RNA, 330 nt
Organism: Stylonychia lemnae
Lineage: Eukaryota; Ciliophora; Spirotrichea; Sporadotrichida; Oxytrichidae
Source: the annotation of a GenBank genome assembly
AUGUUAAGAAUCGUUACUGCUAUCAUAAAAUAGCCAAGAUUUUGUUUUGUAUCUGUAUCACUUAUACAUUCUAGAGUUAUUGGUACCAACAUAAAAAGACAAUUGAUCCUGCGUAAAUUAAUCUUCUAAUUAGAAAAACAACAGUAUAUUAAACUGCACUCCAUUCAUCUGGCUUUAGAUUCAAGUAGAGAGAUCCAAAUUUUGUCAUAAAUUAAGGUUCAACAAGCUAAUUUGCUUUUAGUUUUAGGAAAUAGUAAAAUCCCAAAGGAAUUGAACAAAUAAUUAAUCCCAUUAGUAAAGAUGUACCAAUUUCAUAAAUAGAAGAAUUGA